GGGUUCAAAAUGCAAAUGAUUGCCACCAUUGGAAAUUAUGAACAUCCUGUUUAUUUCUUUUUCAAUUUGCAGCUUCGGAGCAUGACAACAGAUACACAUAUAAUAGUUGAUGCUUUGCAGAGUUCAAGUGUAGUAGAAGUUCAGGACGACAGAAUAAGGAGGCGUAAUGACUGGUCUAAGUGGCUUCCCUCAUCAGGUCACCAUGUAAUCUCAACAGAAUCUGUGUCUGUAGAGAGCCAGAGUCCUGUCAGUUUAGAGAAUAACAAUAGUAGUGAGAGCAAUAAUGAUGGAAUCUCUCAUGAAGAUUCUAUCCGCCAAACUACCUAUAAGGUUCAAGAGGACUAUUUGCCCUCUGUGAGUGAGUACUCGAAAAUUGAAGAUAAGCUUAUUGCAGAAUGCGAUAGUCUCAAGGUACCGACAGCUGAUGAAGCAGCGGCAUAUGACGGUGAUAACAAGGAUAGAUGCAUAGAAUUACUAUCUGGACCAAAUUCAGGAGUCAGACAGAACAAACUUUGCAGCAGAUGUAGCUGUUCGCUAGAGAAAGAUUCAGUUGGCACCAUGGCUGAUGUUAAAUCUGGUAACACGCAUGUUGUUGUUGUCUCUGCAAAGUCACAGGAAAAUGACAAUCUCUCCAGUAGUGGUGAUCUUGCGCUUGAUGUCACACUAUCAAAUAGGGUAUCUGACAUGCAGAAUAUAGAGGCCUUCUCUAAUGACAUUGCUGUCCAAUCACCUAGCUGUAGGGCGGAGCAAAGUACAUUCAUGCUUGAUGAGGAAUUGGAGCCGGAGUUUGUUCACAGGGAUGAUCUUUCUUUAAAUAGGAGGUAACUCUUCUGUUACGUCUGCAAGGGUCUUCUGUUAUUUGAAUUAUUUUGACUCAUGCUGUGAGAAGGCUGUUGUAUGUAUAAUCGCUUAUUGUGUUUCUCUUUUUUGUAUGAUCUAGCAGCAUUGAUGCAAUCAUG
Messenger RNA from Ananas comosus (pineapple), 959 nucleotides. RefSeq lists its product as uncharacterized. The record is from RefSeq and is a predicted model, not a curated record. Bases 10 to 825 code for a protein of 271 amino acids. Gene Ontology annotation, molecular function: RNA binding. Lineage: Eukaryota; Viridiplantae; Streptophyta; Magnoliopsida; Poales; Bromeliaceae. The transcript is spliced from 2 exons.